UCUGAGGCUUCUGCUAAGCAAGAGACACAAGAAGAGAGAAGAGGAAGGAAAGAGCGCUUCACUAAUGAUGGCCUGGUAUAAGCCAAGCUAAAGAAGAUGGGGUCUUGCUGUCCUGCCCCUGACAAAUAGGAAAGACUUUAUAUGAUUAGUUAUAGCUUGGUCUCUACUUGGCUGGAAAAGACAGUACAGGGAAGAAGGGAGAGAAAAAAAAAGUUAUGAAAACAAGCUCUCUUGGGAAGAUGACUUCUGCUUUGGGGCUGUGGAUCAUCAUAGCUCUUCUACUAUUUGGAUACAUGACCGAAUCUUCAGCUCAAGGAUGUAACAGUUCAACCCUGGCCAAAGAGCAGGGGCAUCUGUGUUUCAUGAACUCUGAGACUACCACAACAGACUCUUCAGUGUCUGUACAGGUAGAUACCAAGACUAACCUCUCCUGCUUUACUUUCUCAAUGAAGAAUCUUAUAAUGGUCACGUGGGAAAUAGUUUCCAGAGACAAAGCUCCCUGCAUCAUGGCAAAAAGACUGGAUAAUCAUGAUAUCAAGAAAACGAAUUGCUUUAAUGAUAGAGUACACUGGGAGUUUAGACCUGACAGUCAUCUAACUCUCCAGAUAGACCCAGUGACCACUGAAGAUGAUGGGUAUUACAAAUGUGCCAUUGUAACAUCUGAAGGGAAUUUCCAAUGUGGCUAUAAUCUCAGUGUAUUAGUGCCUCCUAGAGUAUCCUUGUUGGUGGAUGGGGAUGGGACUGCCACAUGCAAAGCUUCUGCAGGGAAGCCAGCUGCCCAGAUCUCCUGGGUCCCAGAAGGAUAUUGCUUCAGUAUGAAUGAAACUCAUGACGACAAGACAGUGACAGUGGAAAGUAUGUGUCACUGGAAUGGCCUCAAUGAAUCGGAGGUGACCUGCUCCAUUUCCCAUGUGACUGGGAACGAGUGUCUGUCCAUAGAACUCCUACCCCAUCGUGUCAAGUCUUCCACACUAUUAUCACUCUAUAUCUGCUUAUUUGUUCUCUUGGGCCUAAUAAUCAUCCUGGGAUUCAUCUUCAUUUGGAGGACUAUUUGCCACAGAAGGAAGUGGAAGUUUAUGCAAACUACAUGAUGAAGGUAGAAUGUGAAAAAGAAAGUACAACUGACUUUGAAGACAUCAGAAGAAGACCUACAUCCUGACCACUCUUGCUUCAAUGCUGUCAGCUAAUUGAACAAGGAUUUGGGGGAAAGAGUGGAACUGGCAGUAUUAUUUCUAAACUGUCCAGAAUACCCCUUCCUAAGGAAGAGUGAUAUGAUUUUGGAUUCUUCUGGGCAUUAUUUCCUUCAUGAACCCUGAAGAGUAAAGAAUUUGUGAGAAUUAGAUGGCAUCUUCCUUGAUUAUCUAAAAUGUAAACCUAAAGAUGGUGGUAUUCAUCAGGAAGUGUUGUGUAUUUAAGCAUUCAACAUUCUGUUUAUGCUCUGCAUAAACACUUUGUAUAAGGAUUUAGUUGUGAGAAUUCACAGUUAUCUUUCUUUAUUUUGACAAUUCUGGGCAGGAGCAUUUCAGAGAAUACUUUGAUCAGUUUUUGAGCCUGGGUGAAGAAGCAUUUUGUACUUUGAGUCACAUCAGAAAACAGAAGCCACUUACUACCAUUCACAAGUCUACCCAGGGUACAACCAGCCAUCGUGAUUUAUUUGAGCAUCUUUCUGAAGUGCCACCAGAGAAGAACAAAACUAUACUUGUUUUUAUAUUCGUGGUUACUGCAAAUACUUCCCCUUUUUAGAAUAAAUGCACUUUUGAACUCUUCUACUGAAUAUGUCAAAGAUUGCUUACCUUUUCUUUCUAUGUCUAGGUGUCUGCAUUCAUUCUUUCUAGUUUUCAUCUCCUGCUAUCCUAAGGAGGGUAUUUUAGAAUGACCUUCCUCAUAAUUCCAUCAGGUUUAAUUGAAAUAUGAUCAGUUUCUCCUUUGGGGAUGCUUUUUCUCCUGGAUCUUGUUUUUGAACCCCAGACCAUAACUUUCUGGUCCAACUGGAGUUUUUCCCCAGGACACCAAAUUUUAGAGGGUGCUGACAUUUGCUUUCUAUGAGCACAUUGAAAUGACUUCCCUUAAUAUCUCGUAAAGAACAAUUCUUUAGAAAAGAAAAGGUACUACAUGACAUACUGUCACUGGCUCCACACUGUACCCCUUUCAGCAACAGACUCUCCAGCAAUAUCUGACUCUCCUGUCCCUAGCAUAGU
Monodelphis domestica (gray short-tailed opossum) is the source of this 2198-nucleotide messenger RNA. RefSeq names its product cell surface glycoprotein CD200 receptor 2-like. The record is from RefSeq and is a predicted model, not a curated record. Gene Ontology annotation, molecular function: signaling receptor activity. Gene Ontology annotation, cellular component: external side of plasma membrane. Gene Ontology annotation, biological process: regulation of neuroinflammatory response. Lineage: Eukaryota; Metazoa; Chordata; Mammalia; Didelphimorphia; Didelphidae.